GUAAGAUUAAUGGUGAUGAACAGUACAAAACAAUAACAAUCAAAUUUGUUAUUAUAAGUAUUUAUGAAAAAGAAAGAAAUAAAAGAUUCAAUCCAUAUUUAAUUGUAUUGUUGAACCGUGUUAUAGGAAAAAAAAUGAAAUUUUAUUUAGUUUAAGUCAUAAUAAUUUUAAGUGAAUAUUUUUAUUUUUUAUUACGAAUGUUCAAAGUAGUGUUUGUAUUGUUUUUUAAUUAAAUUAGGAAGAAAAACUUUCUUCUUUAGCAAUUGUGUGAGAAAAAGUUGAUACAUUUGCAAGAAUGGAUGAGUGUAAAAUAAAACUUAACAUUGAAGAGGUUAAGUCAGACCUAGUUCAAGCUAUAAAUGAAUGUUCACAACGGUGUCUAAAUCAUUCAACAAAAUGGCUUGCAGAAUUGAACUACUCGCUGAAAAAUAUUAAAGUAAAUACACACCAAGCGAAAGUUAAUCAGGAUGUAUUUAAUAACAGUGAAGAGGAUUUGUAUGUGUUGGGAAAAAGUUAUUUCGAUUUAAAAGAAUAUGACCGUGCUGCAUAUUUCACUGAACAGUGUCGUACUCCAAAAGUUCGUUUUUUGCAUCUAUAUUCUCGUUACAUGUCAGGAGAAAAGAAAAGAGUUGACAAUAUGACUGAUAUACCUCCAGAUCCUUUAAAAAAUGAAAACUUAAAGUCACUUUGCACUGAUUUGAGAAAAGACCAUAUAACUGGAAAUUUAGAUGGGUUUGGGUUGUAUUUAUUUGGUGUUACUUUAAAAAAAUUGCAACUAACGAGUGAAGCUAUUGAUGUGUUAGUUGAGUCAAUUCAUGAACAACCGAUGCAUUGGGGCACAUGGCUGGAGUUGGCUGCAUUAAUUACUGACCGAGAAAAAUUGGAAAGUCUUGUUUUACCUAAUCAUUGGAUGAAACAUUUUUUUAUAGCUCAUAUGUAUUUAGAAUUACAACUUAUAGAAGAAGGAUUGGAAUUAUAUCAUGUACUGCAAUCAGCUGGAUUUAAGAAAAAUGGUUACGUUUUAGCCCAAACAGCCAUUGCAGUACAUUACAGAAGAGAUGUGGAUAAUGCUAUUCAGACCUUUAAAUCAAUUAUUAAAGAAGAUCCUUUUUGCCUGGAUAAUAUGGACACUUACUCCAAUUUGUUAUAUGUCAAAGAACUAAAAGUUGAAUUAGCCCAUCUUGCGCAUCGAGCUACUGAAAUUGAUAAAUAUAGGUUAGAAACCUGUUGUAUAGUUGGAAAUUAUUAUAGUUUAAGAGCAGAUCACCAGAAGGCCGUUAUGUAUUUUCACAGAGCUUUAAAACUUAAUCCGCAGUAUUUGUCCGCAUGGACUUUAUUAGGUCAUGAAUUUAUGGAAAUGAAAAACACUAAUGGUGCAAUUCAUAGUUAUCGUCAAGCUAUUGAAGUGAAUAGGCGAGACUACAGAGCAUGGUAUGGAUUAGGUCAAACAUAUGAAAUAUUAAAAAUGCCUUUUUACGGUUUGUAUUAUUACAAGCAGGCACAGCUUUUACGACCUCAUGACAGUAGGAUGGUUCUUGCUUUAGGCGAAGCAUAUGAGAAACAAGAUAAAAUACAAGAUGCUUUAAAAUGUUAUUACAAAGCAUGCAAUGUUGGCGACAUUGAAGGAAUGGCAUUAAUUAAGUUAGCUACACUAUAUGAAAAAAUGGGGGAAUAUGAUCAUGCUGCUGCUGCCUAUACUGAAUUUGUUACUGAUGAAUCCAGAAAUGCAGAUCGAGCAGAACUGAGCCAUGCUUACAAGUACUUAACGCAAUAUCACUUAAAAAGAGACGAAUUAGACCAAGCAAAUCAUUAUGCGCAAAAAUGUUUACAAUUUGAGGAAACAAAAAAUGAAGCAAAAGCAUUUCUCAAAACUAUAGCACAGAAAAGAGUUAAAAUUGAAGAUAAUCCAAUGAUGGUCGAAGAUAUGAAUGAAACAGACCCUGUCGUAGAACUCAAUCAUCGUAAUGAAACUUCAAGAAAUCAGUUAUCACCCAUGAAUUUAUCAUUUACACCAAACUGAAUAUUAAUUAAAUGGUACUGUAAAAGGAUUGUAAUGAAAAAUUAACACAAUUUGAAGUUUAUUGAAGACAGUUUUAAAUUUAUACUUAAAUAUUUUUCAAUAAAACUAAACAUAAAACUUUUUCAAGUGGAAAUCAAAUUUAAAAAUAGAAUAAUUAAAUACAACGAAUAAAUUAGUCGUCAUGAAGGAGAAACAAAUGAGCUGAGAGGAUACCCCAUAAACCUGCAAGCUUGUUUAAUAAGUUUCCAGAGCAAACUUACAUGCUCCAGAAUUGAGAGGAAAUUUUGCUAUUUGCAUCAAGCUUAUUGAUUAUUUGGGUAUAGUGUAAAUAAACAUGUAUUUAUGAA
Leptopilina boulardi is the source of this 2367-nucleotide messenger RNA. It is a transcript of the gene Cdc23, whose product is annotated as cell division cycle protein 23 homolog. Lineage: Eukaryota; Metazoa; Arthropoda; Insecta; Hymenoptera; Figitidae. Gene Ontology annotation, biological process: cell division. The transcript has 7 exons. Gene Ontology annotation, cellular component: anaphase-promoting complex. The record is from RefSeq and is a predicted model, not a curated record. The coding region runs from base 296 to 2020 and encodes 574 amino acids. Gene Ontology annotation, molecular function: protein binding.